Molecule: messenger RNA, 1416 nt
Organism: Vicia villosa (hairy vetch)
Lineage: Eukaryota; Viridiplantae; Streptophyta; Magnoliopsida; Fabales; Fabaceae
Exons: 1
Coding region: 1-1416 (471 amino acids)
Source: RefSeq, a predicted model, not a curated record
AUGAACGCCCUCCUCCGCAAAGCCCAAGCCUUCAUCGCUUUCGAGGAAGGCGAAGCAGCUGCGAUCAAAUCUUCGAGGGGCAAUGAUGUUGCUCGCAGCUCGAACCUCGAUGACUCGGCUUUGCGUCGAGGACAUGAAAAGAGGAAAGAUGAUAGGUCUCGCGACUCCAAAGAACGCCGAGGACCAGCCGGUCGAUUCAACGACUAUACUCCCCUGAACGCCUCCCGCGAGAAAAUCCUGGUCGAGUGCAAAAGCACUGAAUUCAAGAACUCUAGCAUCCGGCCCCCGAAGUCAAACCCCACCCGACCGGGGACCGACAAAUCUAAAUACUGCAAGUACCACAAGAGUCAUGGGCAUCUAACUGACGAAUGCGUGCAUCUCAAAGACGCCAUCGAGACUCUGAUUAAAGAGGGUCGCCUAUCCAAAUACACGAAGAAGGGAGAACCUCCCCAAAGAGAAGCCCCUCGGAACUCUGACGAGGGAAACUCGCCAGAUAGUAGACCACUACAAGUAGCGCUGUCUGUCACCCGACCAGAAGACUUCAUUCCUUCAGUCGGAGUGACGACCGCCUUCAGCACGUGGGAAGGGUUCCCGACCGCGAUGGUCAUAUCCAACGGCGGGGACUCCGGUUCCCUAACCAUCAGCUCGGUGAAGAGGAAGUUCGAUGAGUUGAUCAGCGCCAACUCGGAUCUCGGCCCUACCCUACAAAAAUUCAAAGGGAAGUCAGACCCGAUCACUUUCUACUUGGAAGAACUUCCCGGCGGAGCCCCGAACGCCACGAUCCCCCUACUCGUCCGAGCAAGGAUGGCAAACUUUGACGUCCGACGAGUCCUGGUCGACGAAGGGAGAUCGGUCGACAUCAUAUACUCCCACCUUUUCCAGACCCUCCAGCUAGACGACUCGCACCUCACUCCUUAUGUGGGAUCCGACCUCCAGGGUUUCAACGGGGCAACCACCAAACCUUGGGGUUACGCCGAGCUGAUCGUCACCUUCGGGGAAGGGGAAGCCUCCAGACAGGUCAAGACGGGAUUCUUGGUGAUUGACUGCAAGACCCUUUAUAACUGCAUCAUCGGGCGCCCUACUCUGGCCGAACUCACUGCCGUCCCCUCAACCGUGCAUUUGAAGAUGAAAUUCUACACAAAAAGAGGACGAGUAGCCACCAUCAACGCCGACAUCGAAGCCGCCAGAAGGAUCUUCGACGCCUCUGUAAAGGGGUUGCAAUUAAUCGCCCCUCCAUCCAGCUCCAACAAGAAGCCAAGGGCCGAAGACAAACAUCCUCAGGACGAUCAGCAUCAGCCGACCAACGUCAGUUCACGGAAGAAGACACGCGACCAAAGACAGCUCACCCCGUCCGUCCUGUCCCUGACGGGGACUUCGAGCUCGUCCCACUGGGCGACAACCCCGACAAAGCGGUGA